Messenger RNA from Aptenodytes forsteri (emperor penguin), 1266 nucleotides. RefSeq names its product autoimmune regulator (gene AIRE). Gene Ontology annotation, molecular function: DNA-binding transcription factor activity, RNA polymerase II-specific; DNA binding; translation regulator activity. The record is from RefSeq and is a predicted model, not a curated record. Gene Ontology annotation, cellular component: cytoplasm; nucleus. The annotation marks the transcript as partial. Gene Ontology annotation, biological process: regulation of transcription by RNA polymerase II; humoral immune response. Lineage: Eukaryota; Metazoa; Chordata; Aves; Sphenisciformes; Spheniscidae. The transcript is spliced from 10 exons.
AUGGCGGGACUGGGGAGUGAGGGAGACCUGCGGCACCUGCUGAAGCUGCACCGCACUGAGAUCGCCAUGGCAGUGGACGACGUCUUCCCGCUGCUGCAUGGCCUGGCUGACCAUGAUGUUGUCCCCGAGCAUGUCUUCAAGGAGACGCUGAGCCGGACAGAGCGGGAGGGCUCCCACCGUGCUUUCCACGCGCUGCUCACCUGGCUGCUGGGCCGCGAUGCUGCUGCCGUCCGUGACUUCUGGGCUGUCCUCUUCAAGGACUACAACCUGGAGCGGUACACCCGGCUCCGGCCCCUCCGCGGUGCCUUCCCCAGAGAGGUGGAGCUGGGCCGGCAGCGCCGUGGCAGGCGCCUCUCCCCCAGCCCCACAACGCCAGCCCUGCACAGACCCCAAGGCAAGAGGAAAGCCCCCGAGGACCGGGAUGGGGCUCGAGUGGCGCAGCCCUCCCCGCGGCACACCGCCAGCCCCGGGCCCCUGGCAAAGGCAAGGACUGUGAAGAAGCCAGAGGGCAUGGAUGUCCCCCGCACCCCUCGUGCCAGCGGCAGCUCCAAGAUGGGCAGCAAAGCUGGGGACGAGCCAUAUGCCCCGGCCAUCUGCGAGGAGCCAGGGCUCCCCCAAACCCCUUUCAUGUCUCACCUGCAGAGCGGGGAGCCCCGACUGCACCCCCAGGGCCGGCUGCCAGCGCCUGCCAUUCACACCCAGGACCUCACCCCCCACCAGGAGAACGAGGACGAGUGCGCAGCGUGCGGUGACGGUGGCGAGCUCAUCUGCUGCGACGGCUGCCCCAGGGCCUUCCACCUUGCGUGCCUGGUGCCCCCGCUGCCCCGUGUCCCCAGCGGGACGUGGCAGUGUGGCUCCUGUGUGGCAAGUGCAGCUGAGCCAGGCCAGCUGGGGGAGGCAGAUGUGGCUGCGGAACGACCCCCCGAGAUCCCAGGGGAGGAGGCAUGCGGCACCCGGCGGGGUGGAGGUGACAGGAGCGUCUGCGGCCGCUGCUUAACCCGAAUCCCCACAUCCCGACACUGCCCCACGGCCAGCGGGGACCCGAGGGGACUGCUGCUCUGCACAUCCUGCAUGGGCACCUUGGACACAGGCAGCCUGGAGAGCACUGCAAUGACUGGCGACCACCUGCUACAGGCAGCGAAGGGGUGCAGGCAGAGGGCAGGCAGGAAAGCUGGCAGGACAUGUCUGCUCCCGCAGGCAGAGGAUGGCUCCCCCGGCGGCGACCCCAUGCUAAGCAGGGAUGAGCUUGAUGCGCUCCUGGGUGAG